Messenger RNA from Aspergillus melleus, 431 nucleotides. RefSeq lists its product as uncharacterized. The transcript has a single exon. Bases 1 to 420 code for a protein of 139 amino acids. Lineage: Eukaryota; Fungi; Ascomycota; Eurotiomycetes; Eurotiales; Aspergillaceae. The record is from RefSeq and is a predicted model, not a curated record.
AUGUGCCUGCUAUCGAACCUAUUCACCCAAUUCCAGAACGCUAGAUUCCCCCCCACCGAACUAGGCCACAUGCACUUCCCCUGCACCGGGCACUUUGGCGACUACCGCCCCGAGAAAUACCGAGCCGCACUGACUGACCUCGCGCAGGGCAACUACACCCUGUGUCGACCGGGUCAUGUCCCCGCGAGUCUGGACGGAUGGGGAUGCAUGAUUCGCGUCAACGUUCGUACCGAUAAGCAUCUGCGGGUGCAGCUUGAAGAGGUGAAGUGCAAGGCUCGUGAUCAUUUGGAGUAUCUGUUGCAGCAUGCGCUCGACUAUCAACGGAGAAUGAGCGUUGUUUUUGCAGAGGAGCCGGUUGAUGGGAAUAUUGUAAUCACCUCUCCGGUGCUGGCUGGUCCGAGGUGUCUGAGAGAAUGUUGAGGUGGGGGGUU